Messenger RNA from Aplysia californica (California sea hare), 200 nucleotides. RefSeq names its product death-associated protein kinase 2. The record is from RefSeq and is a predicted model, not a curated record. Gene Ontology annotation, molecular function: ATP binding; protein serine/threonine kinase activity. Gene Ontology annotation, biological process: intracellular signal transduction; positive regulation of apoptotic process; protein phosphorylation. Lineage: Eukaryota; Metazoa; Mollusca; Gastropoda; Aplysiida; Aplysiidae. Gene Ontology annotation, cellular component: nucleus.
CCCGAGAACAUCAUGCUUCUGGACAGGAACUCCCAGAGCAUCAAGCUCAUCGACUUCGGCCUCGCCCAGCGUAUCUCCGAGAAGGAAGACAUCAGGGCCCUCAUGGGCACCGCCGAGUUUAUAGCUCCCGAAGUCGUGAGCUACGAGCGACUGUCCCUCGCUACGGACAUGUGGAGUAUUGGCGUCAUCACCUACAUAUU